Molecule: messenger RNA, 375 nt
Organism: Microthlaspi erraticum
Lineage: Eukaryota; Viridiplantae; Streptophyta; Magnoliopsida; Brassicales; Brassicaceae
Source: the annotation of a GenBank genome assembly
AUGGCUACCUCAAACGCUUUGCGAACGCUUCUUGUCUUGCUGCUCCUCAACACAACGUUCUCCUUGGGUUACGGCGUCAAGGAAUGCCCUCCUCCUCCGGAAAAACAAGGAGGAACCAUGAAAUGUCCGAGAGACACGUUCAAGUUUGGAGUGUGUGGGAGCUGGUUAGGUCUGGUUCGUGAGGUCAUCGGCACACCCCCGAGCCAGGAGUGUUGCUCACUCGUCAAAGGUUUGGCUGAUUUUGAAGCCGCCCUUUGCCUCUGCACCGCCCUCAAAACCAACCUUGUCCUAGUCGCUCCGGUCACAAUCCCUGUUGCCCUCUCUUUGCUUCUCAACUCUUGCGGUAAGACUGUUCCUCAGGGAUUCGUCUGUUGA